Messenger RNA from Epithele typhae, 1869 nucleotides. RefSeq lists its product as uncharacterized. Lineage: Eukaryota; Fungi; Basidiomycota; Agaricomycetes; Polyporales; Epitheliaceae. Gene Ontology annotation, molecular function: protein kinase activity. The transcript has 5 exons. Gene Ontology annotation, biological process: protein phosphorylation. The record is from RefSeq and is a predicted model, not a curated record. The coding region runs from base 1 to 1869 and encodes 622 amino acids.
AUGCGCACACCGAACGAUGAAGCAGCAUGCAGGUAUGCUUCAGACGAGAUCACAGCCACCGCGACGAUCGCAGAGUUCAGACUAGGCAAGUCUACCGACGACAGGAUGGAUAACGAAAGGAAGCUGGUCCAGGCAGCGACCGAAAUCUUGUUCAACGAUCCCUGUAGACGCUGUGUCAGCGGCAUCACCAUUGAAGGCAGCAGCCUCCGUUUCUUUAAGUUUUUGCGCUCCCAUGUCCAGUGCUCGACUGGCUUCAACUUCCACAAGGAACCACGACAACUAGCGUGGUUUUUCCUUUUUGCGAUGUAUGGUUCUAUGGAGGCCCUCGGUUAUGACCUCUCGGUUGAACGCAUCCCCUCCGAGGCUGACGACGGCACAGCCAGGGCCAGGUAUGACUUCCGUUAUUCAACCGAGGGCCGCAUGUUCCAGACAGACGGUGAUCCCAUAUCGGAGGAAAGAGCACACAAGAUCGUGUCCCGCGCGACUCGGGUCUGGAAGGUGAAGGAAAUUCGCACAAACAACGGACAGAUAUUCGAGCCCUUGGAGUUCCUCCCUGGCGAGAAGGUACUGAAGGACGUCUGGUCGUACAGAAACGCUCUCUUGGAGGGCGAAAUCCAGGCCAAGAUCUUCAAGGAGCUACGCGACGGCGCGGAGGAGGCACAACAGUACUUUCUCACUAUUCUCGUCGACCACGUCGUCUUGCUAAGCAACGGGGAGCGGGACAUCACCCCCAUGUGCCCAGGAGGGAAAAUGGUGGAGUGGACACGAUCUGACUCUCCAUUCCUUUCUCGCUCCAGAUCGUCCAUGCAAGCUUGUUCAGACACGAUGUCUGGCCAGAAGCCUGCAAAUCCCGAGGGCAACGCACUGAAAAGUAGCCUCUGCCGCAAGCACGUUCGAACUGUCUUUGAAGGGUGCUGCAAGAGUGUGUAUGAGCUGAGCGACGUCUCCAACUUCCUCCGAUGCGUCACCGGUUGCGCAAAAGCCCUGGAAUUUAUGCAAAAAGCAGGCUUCGUCCAUCGCGACGUCAGCGCAGGAAACUGUCUCUACGAUCCAGUCAAGAACGUAGGCAGGUUGGCAGACCUGGAGUAUGCUAAGCCACACAACGCCAUGUCGGCUUCGGAACCCAAGACGGGAACUCCGGAUUUCAUGGCCGUGGAGUAUCAACUCAAGGACUGGUUAUUUUACGAGUGGGACGUCCCUUCGGACCCCACCCUCACUGGACGCACACCCCAUCCUCCGUUCAUUGUACACCACCUCCACGAUCUCGAGUCGCUCUGUUGGGUCUACGUCUGGUUCUUCCACUUCCGCAUCCCUCACCAGUCAAUCGUCAAGCUUCAGGAAACGGGCGUUGACAUUGUGAAGGAUCUCCACAACAACAUCGACCGGAGCUCGAGGGAAUACUUCUUCUGUGGCGUGAACGGAAAUGGGCCGCGAAGCGCCCUCAUCACCCGACCCUGGCCUGGGGUCAAGAAGUUGCUUGGAUUGCUUCGCCCGCUUUACCCAUCCCAUCCUCCCCUCCUGGCUCCCAUUGGGUUCUUCAUGAAACUACAAGAGGCCUACAUGACUAUCCAAAAGGCAGACCUGGUGCAAGCUCCCGAUGAAACCUGGCGCCUGCCUGUCUCGACCACGGUCACCGGCGACCUCUACACGUCGUUCGGCCAACUCAUGCGCGACGCCCUCGAUUCGUUGGGCGAGGAGCGGCUGCCCGUCGAGAAGUUGAGCAAGAUGCUCGACCUCUGCUCGCCGGUCGUGACGGCGGACACGGCCGAGGUGGACAACGAUGAGGGGGCCGAGCCCGGACAGCCGCCGCACAAGAAGCUGAAGAUGCUCAACAACGGUCCUGCCGCUGGGAGGAAGAGGGGAGAGUGA